CAUUUUCCUUGCCCAGUGCACACCUCCUGUCACAGAGUAUAAAGACACGACUCCGUAGCACAGCUAUACAUUACUCUACUUCCUUCAGUAACAGAAGUAAUCGCACACUCUCUUUUGAAAUCAUGUCAAAGAAGGUUGCCGUGAUCCUUUCUGGCUGUGGCGUGUACGAUGGGAGUGAAAUUCACGAAUCGUCUGCUACUUAUGUUCAUUUGAGCAGAGCUGGUGCUGUGGUAAGUUGAAUUGAAUUACUUGAAUUACAACAGACUUGGAGGAGACUUCCUGCGACUCAUUAAUUACAUUUUGGAAUGUUACUUGUUAAACCUGGAAUUGUGGUUAAAGUGACAAGGGAAUUGCAAGUUUAUAAGAUAAUUCACUGAAGUGAGAAUUCAAGGUGAAUUCAAAGUCAAUCUUAAGACCAAAAUAGCUGAACUAGAAAAAUUGUCUGUCAGCCAUGCUUUCAGUUUGGCUACUUUGGCCUUAAAAUGAAAUUCACUCUGAAUUCUCACUUAAUAACCCUGUAAAGAGUUCCUUCAGUUCUGCUAUUUUUUUCUGAAGUUUCAGUUCUCUGUUGUUCCUGCUUUAGUGCACUCAGUAGGUGUGCAUGAGGUAGCGCAACAUACAAAGUACUUUUUUUUUUAUUUAUAUAUAAACAAUCAAUUAAAACAAAGGUUUUUAAGAUCUAGGUUUCAACUGCUGACAUGGAAAAUAUUUCCAUUUAAGCUCAUUUUCCAACUUGGUUAUUUUAGAACAAAUGUUUCUCUAUUCAGUUUUUUACGAAACAUUUCGCCUAUACAUAUGGAAAAAAAGAGAGAAAUGUCAAGAGUCCUUAUAUGUAUAAUAUUAGUGGAUUUUUUUUGUUUACCUGACCUUUUGUAUACAUAACAUGACUGCUUACUUGUAACUAAAAUAUGUUUUACAUUAACUUGUCCACUUUCUUGGAGUUAAGUAAACUGAUCGCAAUUUAAUUGUGCACUGUGUGGAUGAUACUGGCAAGGGUUAAAUAUAGCUUAACCAAAUAUGACUAAACAGUAAACUGCAGUGUUGUUGCCUGAACAUGUAGGAUUUAAGAAACACAACGUUUUUUUUUUUUUUUUUUUCUUUAUGGUGUAGUAAUUAGCAGUCUGAGUGUCAAAGGGAAGAGUAAAUGAAAAUUUUAUUCACUAAACACUGAAAUGUGAUGGAAUUAAAUUGCAACAUUUUAUAUAUAAUAUAUGAAAAUUGAUGAAUUUUGUUACAAAAAAAGUGCAUCACCGUUACAACGCAUGAAUGGAAGUGCGAAAUAUUUUUCCAGGAAGUGCCCCACAGUUAGUAAAUAAUAUGUACUUUGUGUUUAUCCUCGUAAGUAUACAUAGGAGCUGAUCGUGUUUAGAUCAUUCAAGUAGCCAGUGUCGCUAUAGCUGGGUAUGGGUAGGAGCUUAGGAACGGCUGUAAACAAAAUAAAUGCUUCAUAUACCACCCACCCCUGUGCAACAACUAUGCCUUUUUACUUCGAAACGUAUUAACUAAAGUUAGAAUUGUUGGGAAUGCAAUGUGAAUUCUUCAAGUCUGCAUUAAAUUUCAAAUUCACUUUGAAUUCCUCAUAAUUCUCACCUUAGGGAAUAGCCAUGUGUGUGUGACCCGGUUCACUUCUAAAACAUUCAACCCUAAAUGUCAUUUCUCACAUAAACGAUGGAAAAAAUGUAGGAUCUAUAAAAAACUUAUUUAAAUUAAGAAAAAUAAAUAAAUAAAAACUUGUGAAAAUGAACAGCAUGUGGAAAAUUAUCCUAUAAUGAUUCAAUUUUUUUUUUUUUUUAAUUAGUUGAGCAAUUAACUACCGUAUACCUGUUUAAAUAUCUCAAUAACUCUACCAUGAAGGAUAAAAGAUAUGUUUAAAAAAAAAAAAAAAAGUAGCAAUACCGUACAUUAAUUUACGAUCAACUUGUUCAAAUACUUCUUUUAAAAAGAAAGUGUAUGCAGUUAUUAAAUGUGCAAAUAACUAGCUAUUUAAUAAUGUUGAAAGGGUGUAAUAUGUAGUAUUUAUCUAUUUCUUACUUGGUUUUUGCAGACUCAGUUCUUUGCACCUGACAUUGAUCAGAUGCAUGUGGUGGACCACGUGAAAGGACAGCCAACAGAAGAGAAACGUAAUGUUCUCACCGAGAGUGCCCGAAUUGCCAGAGGGAACAUUAAGGACCUAAAAGACCUGAACGUCAGUGACUAUGAUGCACUUAUAAUACCAGGUAAAUAUUCAAUGUGUGAGGAAAUAACUGAAAUGUGUGGCUUCAUUAGAGGUUCCACAGAUCAGCCUAUUUUAGACCCUGUGUCUUCUUCAGUCCCAUACAGCCACUUGGUUACAGGACAAAGGAGAUGGUUUCAUUCCUGAUUAAUGUCUUAACCAUGGGGCAAUGUUCUAGUUCAAACAAAAUUAUGUUUUUAAGUUGAUCACUGCAUGGUUUGUACAGUAAAAUAUAGGGUUGACAUUUCAUCUGAGCAAAGAUCAAGACGACAUUUGGCUGUAGAUGGCUAAGGUCUAAUAAAUAUAUAAUUGAUCUUGUCUUUGUUUUAUUUAGGAGGCUUUGGAGUUGCUAAAAACCUUUCUUCCUGGGCUGUGAAAGGAAAAGAUUGUUCUGUUGAAAAAGCAGUAGAAGUGGCUUUCAAGGGAUUUCAUGCUGCCAAAAAACCUAUUGGCCUGUGCUGCAUAUCACCUGUUCUGGCAGCUAAGCUCCUUCCUGGGUGUGAAGUCACUGUUGGCUGUGAUACUGAGUGUGAAAAGUAAGUAAAUUAAUUCCAGUGGAAUUCACCUUCUCUGACAAUUUUUAGAACAACUUAUGGAUCUGUAAACUGGAAAGAUACAAUUGAGACUAUGGAGAGGAGGGGGAAGAGUGCUGAGCAGGAUUACUGUUCUUCCUGUAGGUCUAUAGUUUCUAGCAGUUGUGGUUUUGUUCAGAACAGAUCCAUUAACACAUAUUCAUAUUCUGCUAUAAAUGAGAUUUUUAUCUAUUAUUUUUAAAAUUUUAUUUAUGUUUUAAUUAUUUUUACAGAUGGCCAUACGCUGGUACAGCUGGUGCCAUCAAAGAUCUUGGCUGUAAACACAUCAAUAAAGAAGUUCAUGAGGUUCACGUGGAUAAGAAAAACAAGCUAGUUACCACCAGCGCUUUCAUGUGCAACAGUCCUAUUCAUGAAAUCUAUGAUGGCAUUGGAGUCUUUGUUACUGAUGUCAUGAAACUGAUUUAAAACAGAUAUUUUCUAACGAUUUUUUUUUUAAAUGUUAAAAAUGUUCUAAAAUCCAAUGUAUUUAUUAAACCAAAAAUAAACAGUCAAACGUUACAGAAUUUAUCACUUCCUUUCAUCCUCUUUAAAUUUGUUUUAAACCAUUCUAAAGAAAUCUUAUGGCAAUUAUUUUCUCAGGUUGAUAAGGUAGUAUAUGACACAAAUGAACAAAGGUCAUAUACUGAGUUUUGACUAAAAUGUGUUGAUUAGCUUAACCUUUUGGAUGGAAGAGGUUGUGCUGUUGCAAUAAAAAAAAAAAAAAAAAAAUUAAAAAAAUUAAAAUGUUAAAAAAAUGAUACAGCAGUGAUUGUUAAUCUUUUGAACUGCUUUUCUAGAAUGCUCAGCCAUCCAUUUGUCCUAGAGGAAAUGCUUUUCUUUCCAGCUAGGGUGCAGUCGCUCUGUAUUGUGGUUACAUUUUCAAGACUCUCAAAGACUCUAGUGAUGUUAAAUCCUAACGCAUUUCAGUUUAUACAUUGAACUAGACAGACCGUAAUUGUUUACAUUUUACCAAUAUCCAGCCGCAUUGGUACCCUAAGUGUGAGUAAAUAAGCAUCUAACCCAACAUGCUUUACCAGUUGCCAAUAUGUGCACAGAAGUUUGCAGAAUAUUUGUAUAAUCAGGUGAUUAAGAAAAGGGGAGUCUGUC
Messenger RNA from Pelobates cultripes (western spadefoot toad), 3891 nucleotides. The record is from the annotation of a GenBank genome assembly. Lineage: Eukaryota; Metazoa; Chordata; Amphibia; Anura; Pelobatidae.